AUGCCAAAGUCAGUCGGUGGGAAACCUGGAGAAGCCGAACGGAAAAGAAAACGUAAUCCCCAGUCCGAGCAUUCAACUAGCAAAUACACAGAAAGAGUUCCUACCCCUCCGAAACCAACACUUAACACCAAUACCUUCAAAGUUAAAUGGCUCAAGAACUCGAGAGUUUACAGAUGUUAUGGGUGUCGGCAAAAUAUCCGUCCCAAACCCCAGAAAGGCGAAACGGAAGUUGUUCCUCCACCACCUUGGGACUUAGUUCUCGCACGACUGGAACUCCGGCUAAUCCCUAAUGGUGCUGGUGAGCUGAAGAUGUCCAUCAAGCCGGAACCAGUGCAUUAUCACCCAAAAUUGUCCUGCAUUCGCAACGCCCACGGCAAAAAGUAUUAUCCGUGGGUGGAAGUAACGGAUGCUGACAAGGAGGUGAUGGAUGAUAUUCAUCUUCGGCAUUUACGAAGCGAGUUCGGUCUAUGA
This is a messenger RNA of Pocillopora meandrina, 471 nucleotides long. NCBI's taxonomy places the organism in Eukaryota, Metazoa, Cnidaria, Anthozoa, Scleractinia, Pocilloporidae. The record is from the annotation of a GenBank genome assembly.